Messenger RNA from Closterium sp. NIES-65, 714 nucleotides. The record is from the annotation of a GenBank genome assembly. NCBI's taxonomy places the organism in Eukaryota, Viridiplantae, Streptophyta, Zygnematophyceae, Desmidiales, Closteriaceae.
AUGAUGAAGGCGAAUUUUAAUUGCUGUUCUGUAAACGAUUCUUUUACAUCCUACUUCUUGCAGGACAAUGUGUUUGUGACGGUGGUGUGUUCCGUCCAGUACCAGGUGAUGAAGGACCAUGCAGACGAUGCGUUCUACGAGCUCCAGAAUCCUCGCGAGCAGAUUCAGUCCUACGUCUUUGAUGUGGUGCGAGCCAGUGUUCCCCGCAUAGAGCUGGAUGAAGUGUUUGAACAGAAGAACGAGACUGCCAAGAAUGUGAUGACAGCGUAUGGCUACACCAUUCAGCAAACCCUCAUCGUGGACAUUGAGCCUGAUGCCACCGUGCGCAGAGCCAUGAAUGAAAUCAAUGCUGCUCAGCGCAUGCGCAUGGCAGCACAGGAGAAGGCAGAGGCCGAGAAGAUCCUUCAAGUGAAGCGUGCCGAAGCUGAAGCCGAGGCAAAGUACCUCUCGGGUGUUGGUGUGGCUCGGCAGAGGCAGGCAAUUGUGGACGGGCUGAGAGAGAGCGUCCUCGCAUUCUCACAUGAAGUGGCAGGAACAACACCCAAGGAUGUGUUGGAUAUGGUGCUUGUAACGCAGUACUUUGACACAAUGAAGGAUAUAGGCGCGUCAGCCAAGAGCAACACGGUGUUCAUUCCACAUGCGCCGUCUCAGAUUGCUGACAUUUCUGCCCAGAUUCGGAAUGGGAUGCUGCAAGGAAACAUUAAGCAGGAAUAG